AAUGAGACAGGCUUCUACUUUCACAUCUAUAUCCUCUUCCGAUAUACAACAUGACCAUCAACGACCAACUCAGCCGGGGAUACCCGAUCUUUCUCGGUCUGAUUGCGCUUUUCGGAAUUAUACAGCUCUGUAUUAGCGCUUGGCUCACGGCGCAAUUCAAUCGCCACCAUAAUCAGCUCGACAACAACGAGCGUGAUCGCACGCGGUACACCCUCUUCACAUCCAUAUGGACUGUCGUGUUCUCGCUGCUGUUUCUAUUCUUCUCGUGUCUGCUGGAAGGAUCGGUGGUUACAAGUGUUUUGAUGAAUCUCAUCUUCCUCGGUGUGACCUGGGUUCUGUGGCUUGCAGCGGCAUCAGCCGUGACCCAGACGCUCGGAGGACACUUGAACUGUGGUUCCGAACGUUUCUUCGUGUACUGCCACCAGCUGAAUGCUAUGGAGGCAUUCGCUUGGAUCGAAUGCGGUCGCGGUCGAGGAGCGCGCGGUGGAGGGUCACGCGGUGGACGAGGAGGACCACGCGGUGGUGGUGCAGCACCGGGCCCAUCGGCGACCUUCCAAGCUCCAGCCGCCCAUAUCACUACAGUUGGCGCUCGGCGCCCUGACUAUGGCAAGAGCGGACGCCCAAUCAACAUCGCAACGAAUUUGUUCAAGGUGGAUAUCCCCGAGGGCUCGAUCUACCAUUACGACGUCGUCAUCGCAGGCGACAAGGUCCUCCCACGCUCCUUCAACAUGGAGAUCAUCCGGACGCUUCAGAACAGCACUGCACCGACUGUUUUUGCGGAGACGCGCGCGGUAUUCGACGGGCAGAAGAACAUGUUCACGCCUGUGCCGCUCAACUUUGGCGGAGCAGCAGCUUCGCGAGAGUUUGACGUUGCACUUGAGGGUGCUGGGUCACCAGGACGUCCCCCCAAGAUCAUCAAAGUGCGCAUCGCGCAUGUCGCGACAAUUAACACCGAAGUCCUUCAUCGAUACAUCCAGGGAAAGCAAUCCGCUGAUAACACCGUUAGCACAGCCCUCACGGCACUGAACGUGGCGAUUCGAAUGGAGCCCUCCCAGCGGUAUCCGACCAAAGGCCGCUCCUUCUUUACGGACAAGAACACUAGACCGCUCGGUGGCGGCCUCGAGAUGUGGCGCGGGUACUUCCAGUCGAUCCGGCCCGUUGUCGGGCGCAUGGUCAUAAAUGUCGACAUAUCUACUGGAGUGAUGUACAAGCCCGGACCGCUGAUCGGGCUCUGCCUUGAAUUCCUCGAUCAGCCACGAAGCAACCCAGCGCAGCUGCUGACCAGUCGAGGGCUGGACGAUCGCACGCGUCUGCGUCUAGGCCGGUUCCUUGCUGGAGUCCGGGUAGAGACGAAGGAUGCCGGGUCGAACGCUCGCCGCGCACGCGUCAUUCGCAAGCUGAGCCAGAAGGGCGCGAACGAACUCACGUUCCAGAUGCGUGACGGUCAGACGAAGACUGUUGCCCAAUACUUCUACGAGAUGUCCCGUCAGAGGUUGGCGAAUCCGCAGAUGCUCUGCGUCGAGAUCGGGCAAGGUGCCUUGAUUCCACUCGAACUCUGCACUGUCAUCCCUGGCCAGCAGAUGCGUAAGGAAUUACCGGAAACGAUGCGCAAGAGUUUGGUCGAGUUCUCCAGUCCCCAACCGAUGGAAAGAUUGAACGCUAUCAGACAGGGCUUCCAGGUUCUGGCAUAUGGCCAAUCGGAAUAUGUCCGCAAGUUCGGACUCACCGUCGCUCCGUCCGAGUCGACCGUCCAAGCCCGGGUUCUCAAACCCCCUGUCCUUCAAUACGGCCCGGGCAGCAAGCAAAAGAAUGUGGAACCAAGGAAUGGCGCCUGGAACAUGAUGGAAAAAAAGCUUUAUCGACCGACUUCGAUCGGGCCCUGGGUGUUAGUAUCCUGCGACUCUCGUGUGGGAGGUGCUGCUCUCGACGCUAUCGCAGAGGGCUUUGUUGGAGGCUGCGAAAGUACAGGAAUCAAAAUGCAGCAUAAGAAGCCAUGGCAACAGAUGGUCAAUCCACAAGGCGACAUCCCCCAGCUUUUGAGAGAGGCAGGGAAAAAAUGUUUCGAUCAAUUCAAGGCGCCACCCACUUUGUUUGUGGUUAUAUUACCCGAUUUUGGGAACGACAUAUACACGAACGUAAAACACUGGGGCGAUGUUCUACAAGGCAUCCCGACGCAAUGUCUGAAGUCUUCUAAAUGUCGCUAUGCUAAGAUCCAGUACUGGGCAAAUGUCGCACUCAAGAUCAACGUCAAGAUGGACGGAAUCAAUGUGAUACCGGAUCCCGCUGCCAGCGCGUUUCUGUCUGACCCGCGCAACCCGACCGCCGUCAUCGGCUUUGAUGUCAUGCACCCCGCCCCGGGAAGUACGGACCGGCCGUCGUUUACUGCGGCUGUGUCCAGUGUUGACUCGAAUGCGGCCAAGUACGUUGCUGUGCAAGGUGUUCAGGAGUCGAGGAAAGAGCUGAUUGAUGGGCUGGACCGGAUGGUCACUGAGCUGCUCGAAAAAUACAUGCUGUAUCGGGAACGGGUGGAGAAGGUUGCCCCCCAGAGCAAGGCACCGAAACGGCUGAUUGUGUAUCGGGACGGCGUUUCCGAAGGCCAGUUCCAGCAGGUGCUGGAUGUUGAGCUGCCCCAAAUCAAAGCCGGGUGUACGGCUCUUGGCAUCAAACCUGCUAUUACACUUGUUGUGGUUGGUAAACGACACCACGUGCGACUGUUCCCUACGAACGACAGAGAUGCAGAUCGAUCUGGAAACCUCCCAGCUGGCACCGUUCUUGACCAGGAGCUCGUGAACCCCGUCGAAUUUGACUUUUUCCUUCUCAGUCACGCGGGGCUGCUUGGAACCAGCCGGCCCGCACAUUACUCGGUGCUGUACGACGAGAACAAGCUCAAUGCGGAUACCAUGCAAAUGAUCUCCUUCGCUCUCUGCCACGUCUAUGCCAAGUCGACGCGUUCCGUUUCCAUCCCUGCACCGGUGUACUACGCCGACACGGUUUGCGCCAGAGCCAAGAUCCACUACGACCCCAGCAAGGUCCGGGACGAGUCCGCGUACACGAACACAACGGAUGCUUCCAAAAUGCUCGAAACGCUGAAGGCUGACUUCCGGCCGUUGCAUUCGAACCAGAAGUUUAAGAUGUUCUUUUCUUGAUCAAAUAACUCAAGCCUCCUUCUGCGCAAUACGUGUUUACAGUAUCGACUCCUCCUGCCUUGAUCCGCUUUGAACCCGCUCUUGUAUGACCCAAAUUCAUGUUCUGUAACCUGUCCUACCGACUGCCACUAUGAAAUUGAGCAAAUAAAUGAUGAUUAUGUUGUAGCGUAGUCGUUCAUCUCGCUGCAUAGGAGUUGCCUUGCAGACGAAGGAAGCGCUCGUAAGGAAAUGACAUGAAAACGAAGAAGCCAUCCCCGAUCAAGGUUGAGAGAAAUGAAACACUGCUUGUGGACUAUGCAGGGCUGAAGGUUUUCCGUAUCAUGGGGUGAUACCGUAACUAGUGGACACCAAAAAAU
Messenger RNA from Mycena citricolor, 3502 nucleotides. Lineage: Eukaryota; Fungi; Basidiomycota; Agaricomycetes; Agaricales; Mycenaceae. The record is from the annotation of a GenBank genome assembly.